Messenger RNA from Linderina pennispora, 2937 nucleotides. RefSeq lists its product as uncharacterized. NCBI's taxonomy places the organism in Eukaryota, Fungi, Kickxellomycota, Kickxellomycetes, Kickxellales, Kickxellaceae. The record is from RefSeq and is a predicted model, not a curated record. Gene Ontology annotation, molecular function: protein heterodimerization activity. The transcript has 2 exons. The coding region runs from base 1 to 2937 and encodes 978 amino acids.
AUGGCAGGCAUGGUAGCAGCAGUGCAACCACAGACUGAAGGGUCGAGCGCCUCCAUGCACCCACACACGGUUGCGCAACAUCAAUGCGCAAGACAAAAGACAGCUGAGCAGGUGAUGCCGGACACUGGCCGGAUACAUCAAACCUCGACGCAGGCAGCAAGCGGCCAGCAGCAGCAGCGCAGUCGGAGCAGCUCGCGUGCAACCGAAGCAGAUCAGCAGCAGGCAGUGGCUUCGCGGAAAACAGGGCUCCAUUUACAGCAGGCGACCACACGACGACCAGACAGUCGGCAGCCAACAGCACAGAGGCGCGAGCGACGUUACCAAAACGGCCACAGCCAUUUGGAUCGGCAGCAGCCUAAUACCAGUCACCGGGUUACAGCGCAGUUAGGUGCGAAGAUAGACCCGCGGAUGCUCGGUGGCAGCGAGAUGGACUCGGCCAGCGCCCAUUAUGCGGGCCAGAUGCGGCGGUCUAUGCAGCGCCUAGUGUCGUCCACAACGCAAUUCGACCGCAUGACCAACGGGUCGUUGGCACUGCUGUCUGAUAUAGCGCGCAUGUACGUUCUGCGCAUUGGCGAAGCGUGCAAGGCACGGGCUGAUCUGGCCGGACGGACACAGCCGAAUCUGCUGGAUAUGGCCGAUGCGACAGCUCAGGAUCUUGGCGUGGACUGGAUCCAGGUUCCAGGAGUGGGCAGGAAACCUGGAAGGACAAUGUUGGCACAGCCAUCGAGACACCGCCUGAGACACGGCAAAUACGCGGAGACAGGCGACGAGGCAUUCCAGAGGGAGGUUCAGUCGAGGCGUGGCUCGUGGGACUUUGUGUCUGGAUCGGAAGGCAACGAUACGUGCACAGCCAAUUCGCGGCGAGUGUCAACGGGCGACAUUGUGGGCAGCCUCCACCACAACACUGAUGGCGACCCAGCAGUUAACGGUCUACAGGACGACGACAUCGACAUGCUACUAGAGGGGUUCAGCCUGGAGUGCCUGCUCCUCGACGGCGGCCCUAACCAUGACUUUGACGGUAUCAUUCCCGAACACCUGCCAGCAUUGGUGCCAAUCUCAGAGGAGGACGCAGAGGAAGAGGUGGCUGAUGAUGGCGUGGCAGCGGUGUCAUCACUUCGUGGCGAUCUCGAUGAGCUGCCUGUGGAGUCCGAUGCGACAGCAGUAGAGGCAUUGCUGGAGAGCGCUGGUGCAGAAAAGAACAGAGCAGGGUCGUGGGAAGGCGAGCGGGCAAACGGGGCUACUGACCACUCGGAUGGCGGGGACAGCGACGGCGACGAGCCCGAGGACAUUGCAUCGUCACUGCUGCAUCUCACCACGUCGUCGCUGUCAGUGCUGCAGUCGUCGAUUUCUAAUGACAAGGCGCUCUACGGGUUCUUCAAGCCAGCAACCAAGGUCGAUCCGUCAAGUGCACCUGAGGAGCUGCUUCUGGACUUUGAUAUUCCUGAAGAUGAGCUUCAGUUUGAGGCAAAGGCCGACGAGGGUGCGGCCUCUGAUGGCACCAAUGGCAAGCCGCUGUUUAUCCACGGCAACGGUACCACGCAUGAUUUGCUAGGCGCGUCUGAAAAGAAGUGGAACAAGGCGCGGUACAAGCUGUUCCCGGAUAUAUACAAUGAGACAGCAGCUCGAGUGAUGGACGAGAUGGCAGAUGCACCUCUCCCUAUGCGGCGACGCAAUGAGAGCGGCGUAGAUGGCCAGGUAGCUGGCCCACAGGCGGCGAAUGGGUCUAAGCAGGAGGCGCUGGCUGUCGACCAUGACCACGACACUGGCUCGGUGCUGGAUAUGGAGAUUGAUAUGGAUAUGGAGAUUGACAUCCUCGAGGGCACACCGGAUCUCAAAGGCACGUCGCAAAACUCUAUGUCGUUUGAUGGCAUGGACCUGGGCAACGAGCAGACGAUUGAUAUGCCGGGGAUACUGGAGUCAGCCAAGGACGACGAGAAUGGGCCAGGUGCAGCGCUGGAGCCUAUCGACGUCCCGCUCACCAGCGGACUGCGUGGGUCUGGCGCAAAGCAUUGGGCGAGCGAGUGGUUCACAGCAGCGAUGGCCAGCCGGCUGAGCAAGAUGACGGCAAACGACGUGGUGCCGUACGAUUCGCUGUUCAUCUCUGAUCCGCUGGCGAGUCGGCAGCGGGUGGUGGAUGAGCUGGCCAGGGCGUUUGUAGACAGCGAGGGCGGCGGGCAUCUGCACGAAACAACGCCGCUAGAUGGGUUCGGGACCAACGCGAACGGACAGAUCAUGCCAAACAGCUCGGGCUCGGUACUGCGCUGGACGCUGCACCAUCUGAUGCAGUCCAAGGGCACCAGCUCGGUUGACAGCCUGUAUAAGGGCCGGUCGUCGCUUGCGGGCGGAGUGUCCGGCGACGGUGUGCGGCAGUACAUCACGCGGCUGUCGUCGCUGAUCAAGGCGUCGGCGGAGGAGGAGGCCGAGCUUGCAGUCAACGGGGUGCUGGAGGCGGCGGCGACGGCGGCGGCAGCGGCGGCGGCAACGGGGCCUGGUGGCAGCGGGCCGGAGCAUGUGGCCAAGAUGACGCGGACGCAGGCCAAUCUGGCAGAGCAGCUGGUCGGCGGGGCGGAGAAGCGGAUUCCAUGGACGCAGCACCGUCUUGACAUCCACAAGAUCGAGUCGCUGGUUGCUGGCAGGGAGCCGCGGCCAGCGCCCAGGCCCCAUCUGUCGAUGGCACCACUGCCGGUGCAUUCGGAGGCGCGGCUGCCUCAGCAUGCACUGCCGUCUUACAGUGAGGCGCCUCUGUCGCCGCGGCUGCAAGCCGACAGCGGUCUGGACCAUGAUCCACAGGAGGGCGCGGUGGCCGCUACGGAUCCUCCCAUGGCCAGCCAGCCUGAAGUGAAGGUGGAGGAUGGCGAUUACCAUCAGGCGGUUGCACAUGAGACUACUACGAGCGGUGGCGAGGUGGUCGAGCACCACCCGUUCUACGGGAUGUAA